UCUGUAUCUUUUGACUCAUCAUUAUCAAAGAGAAUGGCUCUUGUUGGGUUGAUCUUGAUGGGUUUUCUCACAAUGUUCUCAUCUGCUAAGGCCAAUGGUGGAGGGUGGAUUGAUGCUCAUGCUACCUUCUAUGGAGGGAGUGAUGCAUCAGGGACAAUGGGUGGGGCUUGUGGAUAUGGGAACCUCUACAGUCAGGGGUAUGGAACAAACACUGCUGCUCUGAGCACUGCUUUGUUCAACAAUGGGUUGAGCUGUGGAUCUUGUUAUGAGAUUAGGUGUGCGAAUGACCAUAGGUGGUGCCUCCCUGGCUCCAUCAUGGUCACUGCCACCAACUUCUGUCCACCAAACAAUGCCUUGCCCAACAAUGCAGGGGGUUGGUGUAACCCUCCUCUUCAACAUUUUGAUCUCUCUCAACCUGUUUUCCAGCGUAUUGCCCAAUAUAGAGCUGGGAUCGUGCCUGUGUCCUAUAGAAGGGUGCCCUGCAGGAGAAGGGGAGGUAUCCGAUUCACUAUAAAUGGACAUUCCUACUUCAACCUAGUCCUGGUAACAAAUGUUGGUGGUGCUGGGGAUGUACAUGCUGUGGCUGUUAAAGGGUCCAGAACUGGUUGGAUGCCAAUGUCAAGGAACUGGGGUCAGAACUGGCAGAGCAACAACUAUCUUAAUGGUCAAAGCCUGUCCUUUAAGGUGGUCACCAGUGAUGGCCGUAGUGUGGUCUCCUAUAAUGUUGCACCAGCUGGCUGGUCCUUUGGCCAAACCUACGCUGGUGCUCAAUUCCUUUAGACUAUGUCAAGUGUUUACAAAUACUAUACAUAUAUAGUAUGUACUAAAUCUUCAGUUCAAGUAUUAGUAUGACUCAAUAGUGUACUAGGGUAUUAGAUGGUAUGCUACUAAGUAUGGGGUCAGUUUUGGAAUUCUAAGGGUCAGCGAAGGGCUAAUUUUAAAAUUGCCCUUCAUUUUAAUUCGAUUGUGUUACCGGGUAGGACCUAUUUUUAGGGCCCUAUUUAUUAGGGGGUUGUUUUCGUUUUUCACUUUUCAAAAGUUUUUUUGAACCUUCUGCUGCUAGAAGAGUAGUACUUUUUGUGCUUUUGUGGGUGAAAUACUAAAUUGGAAGAGGUGGAUUGUGAUACCACCCGCCACUAAUAGUAUUGGGGUAGUGUCUUUUUUC
Messenger RNA from Gastrolobium bilobum, 1165 nucleotides. Its product is annotated as expansin-A10-like. Gene Ontology annotation, biological process: plant-type cell wall organization. Lineage: Eukaryota; Viridiplantae; Streptophyta; Magnoliopsida; Fabales; Fabaceae. The record is from RefSeq and is a predicted model, not a curated record. The transcript has 4 exons. The coding region runs from base 34 to 780 and encodes 248 amino acids. Gene Ontology annotation, cellular component: extracellular region.